Molecule: messenger RNA, 3213 nt
Organism: Cydia amplana
Lineage: Eukaryota; Metazoa; Arthropoda; Insecta; Lepidoptera; Tortricidae
Exons: 10
Coding region: 167-3085 (972 amino acids)
Biological process (GO): regulation of autophagosome maturation; activation of GTPase activity
Cellular component (GO): autophagosome
Molecular function (GO): GTPase activator activity
Source: RefSeq, a predicted model, not a curated record
UGUAAAUGUCAGAGUUGUCAUUAUUUUCUUUUGUGCGUGAAGUCUGAAUUAAAUUUUCCCUGCAUUUUCUUGUUAUUUAUUUGUAAUUAUGUGAGAAAAGUAGUAACUUAGAUUAGCUUUAGUUGUGUAUUAUUAUAUGGAUAUGUGAUAAUAGUUAAGCGUAGUCAUGUUUGGGUAUAGCAAAGAAGCUGUUAGAGUGAAAGUGAAGAAGUGUGAAGGCAAGCUACAGCCGGAACUGAGGAAGUUUUCCGUUGACCCGCAGAUAACCUCGCUGGAGGUUUUACAAAGCAUUUUAGUGAAAGCAUUUGAUAUUAAGUCUGACUUCACUCUGUCAUACCGGACUGCUGAUGACUAUGGUCAGGAGAUCUUCUUGCCACUGCUCUCUGACUGGGAUUUGGAUGCUGCUUUUCUCAAGGCGCAUAACAUAGCACAAACUCAGCGCUCGGAGCCAUGCGUCCAGCUCCGUGUAGACAUGAAGCCGUUUGCGGAGGCCUCCGAGGACUGGGAGCCGCCGGGGCUGAGCCCGGCGCCGCGCGAGCCGCCGCCCACCGUGGCGCCCGCGCCGCACCAGCCCGAGAAGCAGGAGGUGCCCACCGGCUUUCAGGGGCUCUUUAUGAAUCAGGUCGAGAAGACGUUCAACAUGGUGUCGCGCGCGCUCAACCUGUACGAGGACCCGAACACGGCGCCGCGCGCGCCGCUCUCCGACAGCGAGUUCCGGACCUUCCUCGACGCAGUCGGGCAGAUCACCAACACUACCAAGCUGAGAGAAGUCAUUUAUUGCGGCGGGAUAGACCCUAGUUUAAGGAAAGUAGUUUGGAAACACAUACUGAACGUGUAUCCGGACGGGAUGACGGGCAAGGAACGAAUGGACUACAUAAAGAGGAAAGCUAACGAAUACUACACUCUAAGAGCGCGGUGGAAAGACUGCAUACAGAAAGGAAUAGUGAACGCCGACUUGGCGUACGUGACGAGUAUGGUCCGCAAAGACGUGUUGCGCACAGACAGACAUCACAACUUCUACGCCGGCAGCGACGAUAAUCAAAACAUAGCUUCACUCUUCAAUAUUUUAACCACGUACGCGCUGCAGCACCCCCGGGUAUCAUACUGCCAGGGCAUGUCGGACCUGGCCUCGCCCCUGCUCGUGACCAUGGGCGACGAGGCGCACGCCUACAUCUGCCUGUGCGCGCUCAUGGCGCGCCUCCACUGCAACUUCUUACUCGACGGGGAGACCAUGACGCUCAAGUUCGCGCACCUCACCGAGGCGCUGCAGGUGUACGACCCCGACUUCUACGCGUACCUCAAGUCCCAGCAGGCCGACGACCUGCUGUUCUGCUACCGCUGGCUUUUGCUGGAGAUGAAACGCGAGUUCGCCUUCGACGACGCGCUUCGAAUGCUCGAGGUGCUUUGGGCGUCGCUGCCGCAGCGGGCGCCUGCGGGCGAGCUGUCGCUGGCCGAGCGCGAGUUGGACGCGAGCGCGGGGCCCUCGCCGCCGCCGCUCAGCCCGCUCGUGAAGGCGCCGCGCGACAACGCCUACACCAAGCUGUGCGCCAUCCGCCGCCAGAGCUCCAGCUUCAGCCUCGCCAACGCCAAGGCGCCCAAGCUGGCCACCCCGCGCCCGCACAACCACAGCCUCGACGAGAGCGCGACGCUACAGGACUCCUCGCUCAAACGCGCCAAGGACUUCCAGAGCCUCGACGACGCCGCUCUACAGACCGUCAAGGCCGAACUCGAUGACGAGGCCGAUACGAGUGAAGACUCUAAGGAAUCGAAGAUUAUGCUAAAUAUGACGAGUGUACCCAAAACUCAAAAGCGAGUUCCGACCCGCGCCAGCAACGGCAGCGUCGUCAACGGAACGGCGCAUCCGGAAGGAAAGGACACGACGUUGGGAGGACAAAUAAGAUUGCUGCGAGACAAAAUAUCCGUGCACAAUAACAAGUUCGACGGCUCCAAUGACGUAGAUCCCAACAGCAGGCCGAACGUGAAGAUGAUCAAAAACCUAAACGAAUUCCUCAAUUUCGCGACGAGCGGCAAACUCGAUCCGAUUAAAAGGGAAAAAUUGCAACGAGCACACUCGGUCAUAGAGACCACCAAGGAGUACCCCGAAAUCGCUUUGAACAAAAUGUCUAUGGACGAGAGCGACCUCAGUAAACCCAACGUCAAGGAGGCCCUUCUGAACAAAAUCAACAGGAGCAUCUACAACGACGGCAGUAGCCCCGACGACUCGCAGGAGUACUACCCGAUGACCACCUCCAUGACGCGGGAGCUGAGGCUCGAGCUGGAGCAUUUAGACCGGCAGGUGUUCGGGCCCUCGUACGUCCGGUGCAGCAUGAUCGACUCGCCCUCCGACUCCACAGAGGAGAAACCGGAGGAACAGAGCAAGCGGGAGGCGAAGGAUACGCUAGAGCUUCACGCGGAAGCCUCGAAGCGAUCCCCCAUGGACACGAUAAAGUCGAACGCCCGGAGCGCGGAAGACAUAUACGUGUGGGAGAACCCGCUCCACGCGCUCCCGGCGCGAGCGGCGUCCUGCCCGCACACGCCCGACGAGCACCCCGAGCUGGAGCUGGACGACACGGCCGACAUCUUCGAGGAGGGCGGCCGUAAGUCCGUCACGCCCAUCCGCCGCCACCGGCCGCCGCCCCAGCCCGAGCCCAAGGACGAAAGCGUCUCCAAAUCACAUAAAUUCUUCUCGAACAUGUCUCAGGAGUUGGAAAAUGCGAAGCGAAACUGCGAGUCGCUGUUGCCGAAGCCGACCAAUCUGCACAGCGUCGCGUCGACCAUAAACAACUUCCAGAAGAAGUAUGAGGUUUUAAAACCGCCGCUGCAGAAGAGUUUUGCCGCGGGCGUCAAGAGUAUAAGCGGGCUGCCGCCGCCGGGCGUGUUCGGCGGCGGGAACCCCUUCCUCAUGUUCCUGUGCCUGACGGUGCUGCUUCAGCACCGCGACUACGUCAUGCGCAACCGCAUGGACUACAACGAACUCGCGAUGCACUUCGACAAGAUGGUGCGCAAGCACAACGUGAACCGCGUGCUCAACCAGGCGCGCCACAUGUACGCCGUCUAUCUCAAACACCAGAACAAAGGUGACUGACCUGCCCCUUGCUCAUAGUGCAUUUUCGUCAUGUGUAUUUAUCGAAUCGUAAAACUAGUAGAGACUAUGAUAUUCUAUUACAUUCAAUAAUUGAACCGUGGUGGCUAAGUUGAUAGGUAUGGACGUGC